Molecule: messenger RNA, 1099 nt
Organism: Triticum aestivum (bread wheat)
Lineage: Eukaryota; Viridiplantae; Streptophyta; Magnoliopsida; Poales; Poaceae
Product: oryzain alpha chain-like
Exons: 1
Coding region: 157-762 (201 amino acids)
Source: RefSeq, a predicted model, not a curated record
AGUGCCGCAGUUUUGGAUAAGCGAGGAGGAAAAUAGAAAAGAAAUAAACUUAGAUCGAGCGAGCGUUUCGACGAGAGAUCCAUCGAGCCCCGCCCUAGCUUCCACACAUCUCAUCUACGUACGUAGUCCGCUCGCCUUUUUUUUUAUCCCCUCGUCAUGAGGAGGGUCAUGGCGGCGUCACCGCUGUUGCUGCUCUUGCUGGUGUCGCUGGUGUCGACGGCGGCCGCCACCAGCAACACAUCGGAAAGCUGGGAGAGGAAGAGGAGCGAGGAGGAGACCCGGCAGAUCUUCAGGGAGUGGAAGGCCAUGCACGGCACGACCAACAGCUCCCUCGAUGAGGAGGAGCAGCGCGCGUACACCAUGUUCAAGCACAGGCUCGGCCUCAUCGACCGGCAGUGGCAUGACCAAGGCUACUCUGUCUUCUCCUGGGAGAGGGGGAGGAGCGAGGAGGAAACGCGCAAGAUCUUCGCGGAGUGGAAGGCACGAAAACCAGUUACUACCUACAGCUCCAUCGCCCACGAAGAGCACCGGUACACCAUAUUCAAGGAGGACCUGCGCAAAAUCGACCAGCACAACGCUUGCUACGCCAUCGGGGUCCACAAUAACAACAGAUGCCUCAACCAGUUUAGCCAUCUCACCCAAGAGGAGUUCGAAGCCGUUUGCUGCGGGUUCUGGCCGGAGGAGCCAUCCGAGGCCAAAUUACAGAGGAUAGGCGAGAUCCAGGAGCUGUUGCGGCAAGCAUUUACCCGUCCCUUAAUUUAAUUCUUGGUUGAAAGGGAAUUUACUGGAUUGCUUUUUUAUUUGUCAUCAUGUAUCUCCAAUGUUUUCUAUACCAACAAAAGUAGAGGAUCUUUUUUAACACAAAAGUAGAUGGUUUUCUCAUAGAUGAAGUUGUUAGGAUAUAUAUCUGCUCGCGCGCGUGCGCGGUGUGUGUGUGUGUGUGUUGGCUCAUUGUAAAAACUAUUUUACUAGAGUUGAGCAAAGUAUUUGAAGUGUUUUAGCAACAUCUGAAUAUUGCACAUGGCUUCAUUAUGCAAGAUAGGAGAAGGAGCAGAGGCUUAUUCUUUCAUGCAGGAAUAUACUGGUGCUGAUUGGAUUA